Molecule: messenger RNA, 1197 nt
Organism: Trichoderma citrinoviride
Lineage: Eukaryota; Fungi; Ascomycota; Sordariomycetes; Hypocreales; Hypocreaceae
Exons: 2
Source: RefSeq, a predicted model, not a curated record
UUUGCCCGCCAGUCAUUCCUUUGUCUUUCUACGACAACCCACACUCUUUUUUAUUUUUAACCUUCUUCAGUCCUUCCUUCUCCUUUCGAAAAUCCAAGUAUCUAAAAAAACCAAACCAAACAAACCAACCGCCAAGAUGAAGUUCACUCUGUCUGCCUCUGCCUUCCUGGCCAUGGUCGCCUCGGCCCUCGCCCAGACCGCCGACUUCGACGCCAUCACCAACCCUAGCCCCAACGAGGUCAUCGCUGCCGGCCAGGCCCUCACCAUCGAGUGGUCUGCUCCCGCCAAGUACGCCGCUGGCACCGUCUCCAUCGAGCUGAUCGGUGGCCCUACCCAGGCCACCCAGCAGAUCCUGGCCACCAUUGCCACCGGUGUCAAGAACAGCGCCAAGAGCUUCACCUGGAACGUUGACUCUGCCGUUGCCGGCCAGAACUUCUACGGCUUCAUCUUCCGCCUCGAGAGCGACCCCAACGUCUUCCAGUACUCCAACCCCUUCCACAUCAAGGCGGCUGAGGUCCAGUCCAGCUCUUCUACUCCCGCUGCUCCUGCCAAGACCUCCACCUCUGGCAGCUACGGCAACCUCCCUCCCGCGGACACUACCACCGUCACCACCUCCACCGGUGUCAAGACGGUCACUCUGGCCAGCCAGUCCAGCAGCGAGGCUCCCGUUGUCACCACGCCCGUCUACUCUCCUCCCCCGGCCGUCACUGAUGUCACCGUCGUCCUGAACGCCACCACCACCGUGCCCUGCCGCAACUCCACCAUUGCUCCUCCCACUCUCAGCGCGCCCAGCACUCUCCAGAGUGCCACCCGCCUGCCUAUUCCUCCUGUCAGCUCUCCCGUCUACGUUCCUCCCGGCCAGACCGUGCCCAGCACUGUUGCGGCCGCUCCCUCUGCUCCCUCCAGCCCUGCCGUCUCUGCUCUGCCCCCUCUGCCCACCAGCGCCGGUGCUCGCGUCGGCGGCAGCUCCCUGGCCCUGGUUGCCUCUCUGGUCGUUGCUUACUUUGCUCUGUAAGCGGGAGAUGAUGAGAUGCUGAAGAUGUAAUUUUGGGCUUGGGGAUCUUUCUUAACCGGCUUGUGGUUUGACGCCAGACUUGGUUUACUUUACAGUUUGCACAUAUUUUCUAUUUGCUUGGAAAAGGAGAAGAAGAUUGGUUCCGGAAUGAAUCUAUCUAGAUUAUAAAGCGCGGGGCACGA